GACAAAAGGCACUAUGUUCCAAAAAUAAUGCAUUCGACAAAAAGUGUGCGCUCGAUUUCGAUUGUAAACACUCUCUCUAUAUAUACGGUAUCACAAAUUAAAGUCAUGAAUGUAAAUGUGAAUAAUAUUCAUUCAUCUGAGGCAAAAAAACUACAAUAGCAACAUAGUGUGUUAAUGAAUUGAAAACAAAAAUUUAUAAAUUUUAAUGAAUCGCACCGAAAACGGCAGCAAAAAUACGGACGCACACAGCUAAAGUUAAAGAAUAAACAGUCGAAGGGAAAAAAUGGAAAAUAUUUACAUUGUAGAAAAAUAAAUACAAAUAUCAACGGGAAUCAGUGAAAGAAUCCAACAAAUGUGUUUUUAUCAUCGAAUUUUUUUAUUUUAAAAAUUUUUUGCGCGUAAUAUUUGCAAAGCAGCCGGUGCGAACAAAUUAUUCACACAUAUUAGAGUCCAUGUCCGGAGAAAUGAAGUAAAAUCCAGCCGAAAAUCGUAUUCAAGUGACCGUUAAAUAUUCCAUUGGCACGCACGCACUGAACAUAAAUUUCAUCUAAUUUAUGUUACUGUUAAUGUAUUUGUUUUAUUUUCGUGAAAGUGAAUUCAUUAUUUUUUUAUCGUGAAACACACGAAAAACCAUAAAAGCAUAAAAAUACCAUUUUCAAAAAGGAAAUUGAAUUAUUUACAAUACACUUUUUUUUCAAUUCGAUUCAUUCCAUUUUUACCGCUGCAAAAAUAACAGUCACCAAAUUAUUCGAUACGCAAAAUGAAAAUCGAUUUGAUCGUGCGUCACUUCCAUAAUGGGAGACAGGGGAGGAGAUACGGUUAUGUCCAACCAUUUUUUAUUAUCAUCGCUAUUUUGAUGGCAACAAUGAACACGUGUUCCAGCCGCAGCAUGGAGCCGGCACAAUCAACUGCAGAAGCAAUUUCAACUAAACAACUGGACACUGCUCCACCUCUGAAUGAGGCAAUUUCAAGUGAAUAUUCGAAUGCACGACAAAUGCGCACGAAAAUUUAUGAACCGAUGGCAAUGGCGCCCGAAACGAAAGAAUUUAAAACACAUUUUUCGUUGAAUCCCAAUGUGAAAAAGCAUCUAAAAUCUAUCGUUCCAUUUGGUAAGUCACGUCAACCGCAAUCAUACUGUUCGGUACACAGUUCGGAUAAUUCGUUUGGUGGUGGUUCCAAUGUGGCUGGUACAUCGGCUGGGUCGGCCGGCUCUACAUCAUCAUCAUCUUCUUCUUCUUCUUCUUCCUCCUCCUCCUCUUCCUCUUCUUCCUCAUCUCAAUUUACGGGUUCAAGUAGUGGUUCAUCUUCUUCGUUUUCCAGCUCGAACUCUCAAGCUGCAUCAUCAACUGAUGACCAACAUCAAACAAUUGCAUUCCCUGCAUCCGCACCUGCCGCACAUACAUCUAGCGACGAUUCCCUGCCCACAAAUGCCCAAUACUAUCCGAUUGCCGCAAGUGAAUCACAAUCGAACAAUGACCUUAACACUGCAAACCAACACGAUGAAAAGCAAGAAGCAGCCACAUCGAAUACCGGCUUUUUUGACAGCCAUAAAAAGACAUGGGCAUACUUUAUGAAAGCACCAACACAUAUCAUGCAAAAAUGGAAAAAAUAUCAUGCUGAUUUAAGUGGAAGAGGUGCUCUUUAUGGCAGCGACUAUUUUGCACACGAAUCUUGAACUCUUUUCUCUGUAUCAAACAAUGUCAACUUUAUGGAUGGAAAUUUUAACUUCGUUUUUAAUGUAGUGUAAUAAAAAAAUGGUUCUAAAUUUUGAAUCAAAAAAAUAUAAAGAAAAAACAAUUUGUAAACAAACAUUAAAUAUAUAA
This is a messenger RNA of Contarinia nasturtii (swede midge), 1823 nucleotides long. RefSeq names its product putative protein TPRXL. Bases 761 to 1675 code for a protein of 304 amino acids. The record is from RefSeq and is a predicted model, not a curated record. The transcript has 2 exons. Lineage: Eukaryota; Metazoa; Arthropoda; Insecta; Diptera; Cecidomyiidae.